Messenger RNA from Hyaloperonospora brassicae, 456 nucleotides. NCBI's taxonomy places the organism in Eukaryota, Oomycota, Peronosporomycetes, Peronosporales, Peronosporaceae. The record is from the annotation of a GenBank genome assembly.
AUGGGUCGCAUGCACUCGCACGGAAAGGGCAUGAGCAAGUCCGCUCGCCCGUACAAGCGCUCGCCGCCGUCGUGGCUCAAGGUGUCGGCGGAGGACGUGGAAGACCACAUUUGCAAGUUCGCCAAGAAGGGUCUGACGCCGUCGCAGAUUGGCGUGAUCCUGCGUGACUCGCACGGCAUUGCCCAAGUCAAGAGCGUGACUGGCUCCAAGGUGCUGCGUGUGCUCAAGAAGAACGGCCUUGCUCCUGAGCUGCCGGAGGACUUGUACAUGCUCAUCAAGAAGGCCGUGGCUGUGCGCAAACACCUGGAGCGCAACCGUCAGGACAAGGACUCCAAGUUCCGUCUGAUCCUCAUUGAGUCGCGUAUCCACCGCCUCGCUCGUUACUACCGCAAGAACCGCAAGCUCUCGCCCAACUGGAAGUACGAGUCGGCCACGGCCUCGACGCUGGUGGCAUAA